Molecule: messenger RNA, 1233 nt
Organism: Symbiodinium natans
Lineage: Eukaryota; Dinophyceae; Suessiales; Symbiodiniaceae
Source: the annotation of a GenBank genome assembly
AUGAGUCGCAGGUCCAACGAAGCCAAGCCCAAAGACCUGCUUAAGAUUGUGCGAGGCAAUUUUAAUGGGGUAGACAGCAACGAUGUCCUCCUGAGCACAGAAAGCUUUGUGGAGAAGUACGGGGAGUUUCUGGAGGAAGUGCUUGCUGUAACCCCCAGGCCCACAGCAACGUUGUUGAAAGGAGCCAUUCACUUGGCCUAUCCCGGUGUCAGUGGUGAAGAAGUCACUGCACUUGCAAACAAAGUGAAUGAGAUCUACAAAACGACAUUCAGUCGUGCCAGAAAUCUCAAAACAGGAGAGCGACUGACCCCCUCUGUGAAGAAGCUUUGUGUCUUCAUCCGGAACCAGCUUGGUUUGCCAGAACUCUUGACGUCUGCAGACCAUGCUUCGAGGAAGAGUGUGGCUUCGAGAGGCAGCGACCCUGUCAGCCCCAAGCCAAAGUCCCCUGCUCCGAGGUCACGAAGUCGCAGUAAGAGCGCCCCAUCCACACUGCCGGUGCAGAGGCAGCUGACUCCACACAUUUCGCUGAGCUCCGAAGAUCGCUUAACUGAGGCAUCGAGCUGUGUUGUGCCAACGGCAGGCCCAACAAGCAGCAUCAAAGCCAAGUACCAGCUUCCUUCGGCCUCGACGAGACCUCAGGUAAUUUACCACGCGGAUAUGUCCAAGCCUGCCCUAGUGAAGAUCACCGGAGAUUCCCAAGAGGUGGGACAAAUGAGCAUGGGCCAGGAUGGCUUCUUGGUGGCAAAAUUUUCGGAUGGCGAAGAGAAGCAGACAGAGAUCCCCAAUCUGGUUCUCGUGGCCAAGUUGGAAUCUCAGGCUGGGCCCAAGAAGGCCCUCAAGAAGCCUGCAGGGGCUAAGGCUAGCCAAAAGAAGCCUGCAGUGGCCAAGUCUGUGACAAAGCUUGUUGGCCCAGAGCCUGCCGGCCCAGAGCCUGCCGGCCCAGAGGCUGCCGGCCCAGAGCCUGCUGCACCAGAGCCUGAGGCUGAAGCUGCUGUCUCCUGGCCAGAGGAGGCGACACUUCGAAAGGAGUACAGGAACAGCAACAACAGCUAUUGCUUCCGAGCAAUCUGGAAAGAUGGAGCGAAGGAGCAGAAGAAGGCGAUCCUCAGCAUCCAGGGGCACGAGUGUCCCAAGGAUGUGCUCUCAAAGAUUUGCGACGAAGCUCUGCAGAAGCUCCGGAACAAGGAGAGCACUGCAGAUGUUCGUGCAUGGAUUUAUGCACAGAUGCCCUGA